AUGCGCGGACUGCUUGCUCGACUGAGAUCGCGUCAGUUCCGCGCAAAGCAUUUUGCAGGAUGGGCCGGUACCAUACCUACCGAGACAUCCACAAUUUUCUCAGCACCGCACAGUUGCCCAAUUUUGGACUUUUUCGAGAGUGCUGCAGAUAGGCCGCUCCCUGGAUUGCGCCAUAACCGCCUUUCGAUUUCCUUCAGCGGACAGCCACAAUGUCACAUGGUACGACCCCAGUUUUCGGAUGCACCAAGGGUAGUCCUACUACGAAUGAUGGCUGUCAAAGCACAGUACCUUGAGGAUAAUACGUCUGGAGCUCCGGCAUCGUUUGAAAUCGACUCCUCCUCGACUCUUCCAGCACAGAACAUCGAAAGUGCCCCAAUCGGAACUAUGAAUUACCGCAAGAUGCAAGAAUCGUCGGCUCGGUCAGAUUCGGCGCGACGAAAUAUUCUAGUGCCACAGCCAGAUGCGUCUCUAUCAGCUUCCAUCGCUUCGCGUCCUUCGAUUGCAAAUUCCGCUUUGCCAAAGCAGAAUGACUGCCUGACAAAAUCAACCACCCAACCACGAUUGGAGUCCAACCCCGACUUUCCUACCCAUAACCUUACGAAAAGGCAACGAACAGAAAAUUCAAGUGUGUCGAUUAAUGCUACCCAGCUUGAUGUAGCCUCUCAAGCUCCACAACCGCCUGAUGCGAUUGCUGGUCGUGGUCGAAAAAAGACUCAAGCCCAAAUUGAUCGGAGAAGGGAGCGAAAUCGGAUCCUUGCUCGACGCACUCGACUGCGCAAAAAGUUUUUCUUUGAAUCACUUCAAAAGGAGGUGGUUGAUUUGCAGCGGGAGAAUGCUGCCCUUAAGGACAUUGUUCGGUCGAAGCUAGACGAGAAUGGGACCAAGAUUCUGGAAGAUUGCAGCGCAGCAGAAAGAUUACCAGAUGCAGUAUUGGAAACAUGUGGUGAGCACUCAUCGGAUAUUGGGCAGCAAGAUUUCAAUUUGGUUAGAAGCAUUCAGCAGUCCCAACAUUCAUUUGUGAUUACUGAUCCAAGUCUGCAGGACCACCCUAUUGUAUUUGCAUCUGAUGAAUUCCUAAAGCUGACAGGAUACUCCCGAGAAGAGGUUCUUGGCAGAAAUUGCCGUUUCCUCCAGGGUGUUGACACUUGUCCAAGUAAGGUGCAAGAUAUUCGGAAGGGUAUUUCAGCUGGCAGUGAUGUAUCGGUGACCUUGUUGAAUUACACGUCGGAUGGAACCCCAUUCUGGAAUCAGCUUUUUAUUGCGGCUCUUCGUGAUGCACAGGACGACAUAGUGAAUUUUAUCGGGGUGAUGGUGAAAGUAACAUCGCCCAAUCUCGGUGACGCCGAAAAUGAAAAAAGUUUUGGAAGCACAGGCUGA
Molecule: messenger RNA, 1377 nt
Organism: Cylindrotheca closterium
Lineage: Eukaryota; Bacillariophyta; Bacillariophyceae; Bacillariales; Bacillariaceae
Source: the annotation of a GenBank genome assembly